GCGUGUCGACGCAUCGGAGUACGACCAGCACCCAACUGCCAUGAGCUCUUGGUUCGAGGCUGAGACCGCCAGCUCGAUGUUCGGUGCCGUCAUGAAGAAGCCCGCAGGUGUGACCGUAUCCUACUAUUUCUUAUCACCUUCUCUUAUCCUCACUCUCAUUCCUACCCCUCAGAACGAUAUCGAGACGAUCAAGGCUGCGACGAGGAAGGCGAUCAACACCAUGAACAAGCUGACCCUGAAGGCCCAGGACUACUCCGUGCGCUGCAAGGCCGACAAGCUCGCGAAGCCCACCAAGGAUGCAUUGUUGGACACGUCUAAGCAGGCCGAGGCAGUCGCCAAGACGCUCAGGGCGGCGCUGGCCAAGCGGACCCCAGACAAGAAGGAGAUGAAGAGGGAGAUGAUGAACGCAGCCAGGCUCAUGGUCUCCUCAAAGGAGCUCUUCACGAACAAGGCUUUCUUCAAGAAGUCG
Prorocentrum cordatum is the source of this 469-nucleotide messenger RNA. The record is from the annotation of a GenBank genome assembly. NCBI's taxonomy places the organism in Eukaryota, Dinophyceae, Prorocentrales, Prorocentraceae.